This is a messenger RNA of Diceros bicornis minor, 1837 nucleotides long. RefSeq lists its product as uncharacterized. Bases 79 to 1674 code for a protein of 531 amino acids. Lineage: Eukaryota; Metazoa; Chordata; Mammalia; Perissodactyla; Rhinocerotidae. The record is from RefSeq and is a predicted model, not a curated record. The transcript has 6 exons.
CGUCCUCCGAAGGCCUCGCCGCUGCUGAGGCGCGCCGCCCGCCCGUCCCGCCGCGACCAGGGCGAUCGUGUCCCCCUGAUGCGACCCGGGGCUGCCCAGACUCACGACAUGAGCUCCCCCGACGAGGUGUCUGUUUCGGGGGCGGGUUUCAGCCCGGAGGGAGGGGAGCGGGCCGGCGUCCGCCCAGCCGAGCCCCGCGCCCCGCAGGCACCCGGUCUAGGCCGUGAUUUGGGGGCGCCGCGGAGGGCUGAGGGCGAGGGCGAGGGCGGGUUCCCAGACCCCGAGGGCUUGGAGUCCGAGCAGCAGGUGAUGGAAGCGGGAGGGCCGGUGCUCUGGGGCCGCCAAGGCCGCCGUAGUUCCCUGGCCGAUGACGAGGGGGACGCUGUGGACUCCGCGUCCCGCCUGGCUCACCAGUCCGCGGUGAACGUGGUGCAGCAGCUGGCCGAGUGGGCUGUCCGGAGCAUCUGGAGAAACCCGUCCCCGGAGAGCGGCGCGGGCCUCGAGGCAGGUGCCAGCGGCCGAGGCGCGCCUGCCCUUAGCUGUGUGCAGUCGCAGCCGGCUCCCGCCGCCCCUCUCCAUCUCGGUGGGCCAGAGGGAGGCCGGGCCUGGGGGAACCCUAAAAGAGGCAGCAGGAGCAGGAUGAUGGGCACUGCGGGUCGCCUGCGGCCCUCCGCGGAAGGCCCGCUCGGGCUGCCUUCUGACUCCAAGUCAUCAGACGAGUUCAGUGAGACACAGCUGAUGAGGCUGACCCUUUACCCCAAAGAAGGAGGCCAAGCCAAGCCCAACAGCCCAGAGGAUCCCGGGGACACACCCAGACACUGCAGUUUCCAUGCCAGGGAGAAUUUCCCCCACGUGCCAGGCCCUUUCCCGUCCUCCAAUGCCCGAGCAUUCACCUUGGCUGUGCAAAGGCAGGCUGUUGGAGAGCUGGACUUCUCUUCCUCCAAGAAAAUGCAAAGUGUGGUCUGGGGCAAGGUGGGGAGCAGGCCCAGCUACCCGGAAGCUGGUGCUGCUGGAGGCGGCCUGGCCUGGGCCACUCCUCCGAGGAAGGCAACCCAAGAGAAGGAAUCCCUAGGGGAUGCCUCACAAGUUGCCCAGGGGAGAAUCUUUCCUGCCUGGGGGCAGAGAGUCUCGGCAGCUCGCCUGGAUCCAGCCACAUUCCCUCCAAUCUCUGGUGUUCCGCUGCUUGGGAGGUCCAAGAAGUAUUCCUUGGCCCGUGCGGGAACCAAGCAGUCCAAGCACACCGGCACUGGGAAGAAAUCAGUGGCCAGGAGGACAAGGGAGUCCGAGCUGGUGGUGGCGGCGGGAGAAGAUAAUGACCCAAACAGAGACCCAGCCCCACAGGGACAACUCCCAGCACACAGGCCAGGGCCAUGUUGUCCGUGCAAGCACCGUGGAGAAGGCAGCCGUGGCGACCUCAACAACGGAGCCUGCCAAGUUCGGGGAGAGUCACAGCCCUUGGCCCUGAGCCAGGGAGAUGUCAUGCCCAGAGGGCCCGCAGCCUCCGGUGACCAGGAGCCACUUCACCAUCCUCCAAGACCCAAAAGGCAGCAGCAACCACCUGGAGCUCAGGGCUGUCGUCGGUGUCUCGUGCUACAGAGAGAAGUAGACGACCUGAAAGAGCAACUUGCCGCCAUGCAGUCCCUGGCUGACAAGUUCCAGAGCCUUUCAAGUUGAGCCAGCAUCUUCCUACAAGAGAAGUAGCUGGUACCUUUGGAGCCUGGGAGCUGUGGCCAAGCUGGUUCCCUCCUGUUGUACCUCAGCCAGGGCUUCCUCUCCCCUUUCUUUGCCCCCUCCCCACCCCAGUUCACGGCAGUUUCAAAUUAAAGUACCUCUCAUC